CGUCAGCGCGCCGCCGCCAUCUUUUUCGGCGCUGGCUCCGCAUGGUCUGUGCGGUUUCGCCUUAAUAGUGGUGGGGUACGUCUCUGCCGUGGAAAAGGAUUUUUGCUGUUCUAGUGAGGUUAGCUCCGCCCCGCGUCCUCCCGCCUCAGGAACCUGGCGAUUCCGGCGUAUUCCUGAUUCAUAAGCUUCCCUGAGGCGAUCUUGGCAUGAAGGAAGAGAGAGCAUUGAGGCGCAUUCCACCAUCAGCUUCAGAGGAUGGCAGCCAUUGAUUUGUCUUGCGAAUGGGAAAUACAACCUAGAUCCCAAGGGCCAUCACAUCAGCAGGGUUUUUUGAAGAAUGAAAUAUUCAAUGGGCUACAAAUGGAAAGAAGCUACAGGUUAGGGAAACUCUGUGACUGUAAGAAUUGUGGAGAGGUCUUCAGUGAAUGGUUUUUCUUUGAGACGCUCAUGAGAGCUCAGAAUGUAGGGAACACUUCUGAGUAUAAUUGUUCUGGAAACGAUGUCCUCUCUGUGCACAAGAAAGCCUCUGUUGGACAGGAACUUUCCAAACUUAAUCCAUGUGGAAAAGUCUUCACCCUAACUCCAGGCCUUGCUGUACAUCUUCAAAUUCUCAAUGCAAGAAAACCCUACAAAUGUAAGGCAUGUGGAAAAGGCUUUAAGUAUUUUGCGAGUCUUGAUAAUCACAUGGGAAUCCACACUGGAGAGAAGCUCUGUGAAUUUCAGGAAUGUGGGGGAGCCAUCACAGCUUCCUCACGACUAAAGCACUGUGUAACAGUUCAUACUGGAAAGAAAUCCAAAAAGACUAAGAAAUGUGGGAAAUCCUUCACUAAUUUUUCUCAACUUUCUGCACAUGGGAAAAAUUAUAAAGGAGAGAAGUCCUUUGAAUGUAAAGAAUGUGGAAGAUCCUUUAGAAAUUCCUCCUGCCUUUAUGAUCACAUUCAAAUUCACACUGGAAUAAAACCACACAAAUGUACUGAGUGUGGAAAAGCAUUCACUAGGUCAACUCAACUUACUGAACAUAUAAGAACUCACACUGGAAUAAAACCCUAUAAAUGUAAGGAAUGUGGGCAAGCCUUCACUCAGUACUCAGGCCUUGCUAUACACAAAGGACAUCACAGUGCUGAGAAACCCUACCAGUGUAAGGAAUGUGGGAAAGGCUUCACUACAUCUACAAGCCUUACUCAACAUACAAGAAUUCACACAGGAGAGAAGCCUUAUAUAUGUGGUGAAUGUGGAAGAACCUUCAUUACUUCUUCCCAUCGUGCUAAACAUUUGAGAACUCAUACUGGAGAAAGGCGCUAUGUAUGCAAGAUAUGUGGGAAAGCAUUUAUGUAUUCCUCGGGCUUUAAUGUUCACUUACGAACUCAUACCGGAGAGAAACCCUUUGUAUGUAAAGAAUGUGGGAAAGCAUUUGCUUCUUCCUCACUCCUAAGUAGACAUGGAACAAUUCAUAGCCGGGCACAGUUGCUCACGCCUGUAAUACCAACAGUUUGGGAGGCCGAGGCAGGUGGAUCAUGAGGUCAGGAGAUCUAGCCUAACAGGAUCACAAAGUC
Messenger RNA from Cebus imitator (Panamanian white-faced capuchin), 1553 nucleotides. RefSeq names its product zinc finger protein 561-like. The record is from RefSeq and is a predicted model, not a curated record. Gene Ontology annotation, molecular function: DNA-binding transcription factor activity, RNA polymerase II-specific; RNA polymerase II cis-regulatory region sequence-specific DNA binding. The coding region runs from base 256 to 1518 and encodes 420 amino acids. Gene Ontology annotation, biological process: regulation of transcription by RNA polymerase II. NCBI's taxonomy places the organism in Eukaryota, Metazoa, Chordata, Mammalia, Primates, Cebidae. The transcript has 5 exons.